GGGCUCGCGGAGACCCCCCGGGGGCGCCGGAAGGGGCGCGCGGGGCGGUUGGCCGCACCGGGGGCGGUGGCCGUUGGCCAGCAGCGGCCUGGACCAGGCGAAGUCAGGCGUCUGGCCGGGCUGUGGCCACCAUGACCAAAGACUCGCCCAGCCCUUCGAGAGGCGGCCGCGCGACACCCAAGAAGCCGGGUAGUCCGGGUCCGUCCGCGGCGGUCCUGGAGGAGCAAAGGCGGGAGCUGGAGAAGCUGCGGGUCGAGCUGGAGACUGAGCGGGCGCGCGGGCGGGCGGAGAGGCAGCGCUUCGCGUCGCAGGCGCGCCAGCUGCGGGAGGCGGCCGAGCGGGAGCGGCAGCAGCUGGUGGACCAUCUGCGCUCCAAGUGGGAGGCUCAGCGCGGCCGGGAGCUGCGGCAGCUGCAGGAGGACGUGCUGCGGGAGCGGGAGGCCGAGAUCCGGCAGCUGCUGCGCUGGAAGGAGGCCGAGAUGCGGCAGCUGCGGCAGCUGCUGCACCGCGAGCGCGACGGCGUCAUGCGCCAGGCCCGGGAGCUGCAGCGCCAGCUGGCCGAGGAGUUGGUGAACCGUGGCUACUGUGGCCGCGCGGGGGCGCCCGAGGUCGCUGCUGCUCAGUGCCGCUGCCGCCUGCAGGAAGUGCUGGCACAGCUUCGCUGGGAAACCGACGGCGAGCAGGCUUCGCGCAUCCGGCACCUGCAGGCGGCGCUCGACGUGGAGCGCCAGCUCUUCCUCAAGUACAUCCUAGAGCACUUCCGCUGGCAUCCCGCUUUGCCCGGCUCCCUCGACCCCCAAGCCGUUCACUCUUCGGAAGGGCCGCCCCCCCAUACCGCCGACGACUCCCGCGGGCCCCCAAAGUCCGUCUGUAGACUCGAAUCCCUGAAUGCUGACAGCCUGAGCGCUGGCGUCCGCCUGCGCUCCCGCUCCCUGGACGUGGUGCGGGCCGGGUGCUCCACCUCCCUAAACAGGCUGCUCCACACGCGCGCCAGCUCUCUCGACUCCUUGGCAUCAGCGCGUAGCCGCUCGCUCGACAGCACCCUCAUUUGCCCCAAGGCCCCCGAAUCCGAGGAGCGGGCCUCCACGCCGGACGCCUCCAUCUUAGGCUCCCCGAGUCCCCCGCCGCCGCCAUCGGAGCACAAGAGACCCAGCGAUACGCCAGAAGACUCCGGGAGCCAGCCCUGCGAAGCCCUGAGCCCCUCGCCGCCGGGUCUGGACUACCAGGAGCUGGUGAAGCAGAACUCGGAACUGUCCGAGGCGUUGCAGGCGCUGGCGCGCCGCUGCUCUGGCCUCCGGGAGGAGAACACGCAGCUGCGGCGCGCAGGCUUCCAGGACAAGUCCGACGAGAAGGUGAAGCGGCUCAAGGUGAAGCAAGCGAAGCUUACGGGCCUCGCGCGGCGCCUAGAGGACAGAGCCCGAAAGCUGCAAGAAACCAACCUGCGGGCUGUGAGCGCGCCUGUGCCGGGCGAGAGCCGCGCUGGCCUGGAGCUGUGCCAGGCCUUUUCCCGCCAGCGCGCCCGGGACUUGUCCGAGCAGGCGAGCGCGCUGCUGGCCAAGGACAAGCAGAUAGAAGAGCUGCGACAGGAGUGCCACUUGCUGCAGGCGCGCGUCGCCUCGGGCUUCGGCAGCGUCCCGCACGCUGGCGGGGGUGCCGCCCAAGCCCAGUGGCUCAACAUCCGCGAGUUGGACCGGCUGCAGCGCGAGUCCCAGCGGGAGGUGCUGCGCCUGCAGAGACAGUUGACGCGGCAGCAGGCCGCCAGCAGCGCCCGAGCGGAGGCGGACUUCCAGGGCGCACCCAGCGAGGAGGCGCGGCGCCAGGUGCAGGCCCUGGAGCUCGAGCUGGGCGCGCGGCGGCGGGAGUGCGAGGAGCUGGGCGCCCAGGCGGCGGCGGCGCGGCGGCGCGGCGACGAGGCUGAGGCGCAGCUGCAGGCGGCGCUCCGCGAGGGAGCCUGGCUGGCUCAGGAGAACGCGCGGUUGCAGGCCCAGGCCGACUGGACGCGGAAGGUGGCGGCCGAGAACGACGAUGUGCGCGGGCAGCUGGGCCGCGCGUGCCAGGAGCGCGACGCCGCCGGCCUACUGGCCGAGCAGCUGCUGCAGCAGGCAGCGCGCGGGCAGGACAGGCAGCAACAGCUGCACCACGACCUGCAGAAGGCCCUGCACGAUCUGCAGGCUGCCCGGGAGGAGAUGCUAGCGCUGCAGUGUCAGCCUGCCUACCCUCCCCAGGAACCCCAGGAGGCCCCCCAAACCCCCGGGUCUCAGGUUAGAGAUAGUGGAAGGACCGAGUUCCAGCCGGAGCCUGCAGGCCAAGCAUCUUCACAGCCCGGCAGAGACAAUCGGGAGAAUCAGGAAGCUUCUCAGCCGGAAAGUCCAGUUGCCAUCGGCAAGCCAGCCAGUGCCGCUCAAGUGCCUGACAGAGUCCUCCCAGCCAGUCGACCUCUGGACUCCAGGUACCAAGCCAAGAAAACUAGCUCCCAGUCGAACUCUUCCUCUGAGGUGGAGUCCAUGUGGGCCACCGUGCACUCUUGUCCUGCUCUGGACGUGGACACAGCCAGCAAGGUGGAGGAUCUGGAGCCUGACAGUGUGUACUCCACCUUGGAAGUGGGGGGCUCAGAGGCCCCCCUGGCCCCCAAGCUCAAGAUCUUUCUGGCUCGGUAUAGCUACAAUCCUUUUAAGGGGCCUAAUGAGCACCCUGAGAGUGAGCUACCCCUCACAGCUGGGGAUUAUGUGUAUAUCUUCGGGGACAUGGAUGAAGACGGCUUUUAUGAAGGGGAGCUUGAGGACGGCCGACGAGGGCUGGUGCCCUCCAACCUGGUGGAGCAGGUUGCAGACAGUGACAUCCUGGACUGUCCACCCCUCAGAUCCCCUGACUUUGGCCCCACUCAACUCCCAUCUGGACAGGGCAAGUGUCCAAAGGAAGACACUGGGCACGGCUUCUUGCCUGGGAAAGCCCAGGGAGAUAUGGACAAGGGGCCAUGCCAGAUGGUGGGAGCAGGCUCCAAGGCAGAAGUGGCCAUGGAGAUCUCAGAUGCCAAGACAGAAGACAGCUGGCUGGGUGCACUGCAGUGUGUGAAGGAGAGGGGCUUCUCCAGACCCUUUCUAGGGGCCAGAGGGGCUCUUUGCACGGCCCCCAUGCAACUACACCUGCAAAGUGUUGCAGCCACAUCGGCCAAGAUUGCCUGGGUCUACAGCAGCAGCCACCUCCACGUGGUGUAUCUCAAUGGCCAGGAGCACGCCAUGACCCCCGCAGGUGUGAGCUGCUACACCUUCCAUGGCCUGCAUCCUGGAACACGGUACCAGGCCCGCGUGGAGGUGCAGCUGUCGUGGGAUUCACUGCAGGUGCACUGGGAAACGUCCUCUACCCUCACCUUUGACACACCCCUGGCAGGACCCCCUGACCCUCCACUGGAUGUGCUGGUGGAGCGCCAUGCCUCACCAGGCCUCCUGGUGGUCAGCUGGCUCCCUGUAACCAUUGACUCUGCUGGGUCCUCCAAUGGAGUCCAGGUCACGGGCUACGCGGUGUAUGCUGAUGGGCUCAAGGUUGCGGAGGUUGCUGAUGCCACUGCUGGGAGCACCCUGUUGGAAUAUUCCCAGCUCCAGCUGCCCCUGAUGUGCCAGAAUGUCUCAGUGAGAACCAUGUCGCUUUGUGGUGAGUCCCUGGAUUCGGUGCCAGCCCAGAUCCCUCAGGACUGUUUCACCUGUCACCAAUUGCCAGAGACUUCCUUUAGCUACCCCUGUGGUGACCCAUCUACCUGCAGAGUCACUGUCCCCAUCUGUUCUCAGAGGCUGGCGCUGGCUCCCCUGAGUGCCACAACCGGCCCCCACACUCCUGGAAGCUGCGGAGAGCCCCAGGCCGAGUUUCUAGAAGCCUUCCCUGAAGAACCCCCAAGGAGGCAAUCCCCAAUGUCCAAACUGAGUCCAGAAAGAGAAUGUGCAAGUGCAGGAUGUGGCAGCCAAGCCCAGGGGCCUACCGACGCCAAAGAGGUCUGCAGAAAGGACCUGCUCUUUCAGCAGAGUUCCCCCAACCACACACCCCCUCUGCCCAGUGACCAGUCAAGGGAAGAAGACCACUACUGGCACAUGGGCCCCAGACAAAGCCCUGCUUCGGGAGUCAUCCAUCUGUUUCCGGAGCGCGGGCUCAACAAAGAAUCUUAUCAGGGAAAGGCUGCCCUUGAGAAGGUCCUUAGGCAAAAGCAAGAUACCCAAGUGCUGGUCCCUCCCCAGCUGGACACCAGCCAACUGUCUGUGUCCGACUUCCAUGACACUUUGCAGGAGGAGGCGGCGGUGUGCUUUAGUCCAUGGGGCACAAAGAGGCGAGCGCAGAGAAAGGAGUUUAGGACCCAGAAUGGGAGAGGUCAGGCUCUGGGGGGCAAGAGAAUGUGCCAGCUCCCAGAGUCCAGCCCUGCACUUUGUCCAGCUCCGUCCAGCAAAGUCAUUAAGAUGCCCAGGGGUGGCCCGUCGCCACUGGGGACAGGGGUGGACACUGUGGUCAGGGUCUUUGUGGCCCUCUUUGAUUACGACCCUCUGGUGAUGUCUGCCAACCCCGAGGUUGCAGAGGAGAAGCUGGCCUUCCAGAAAGGGCAGUUGCUGAGAGUGUGGGGCUCUCAGGACCCCUGUGGCUUCUACCAUGGCGAAUGCAAUGGGCAAGUGGGCAACAUACCUGGGCACCUGGUGGCUGAGGUGAAGGUGGACACAGAGCAGAUUGAUGGGAGGUGGCAUUUGCCAGUGCAAGGGUACCUGCCCCCUGUGGCCCACUUAGAUGAAUUUGGGGGCCUCACCAGCCCCCAGGGCUCCUUUCUUAUGCCCCAAGGAAACCCCAGGAUGUCAUCACUGUGGACUCCAACAACCAUGAUGGCAGCUUUGGACUAUGACCCCAAGGAUGGGCGAGCAGGAGGCCAGGUGAAGGACAAGCUGUCACUGAGGGCAGGGGAUGUGGUCACAGUCUACGGGCCUGUGGAUGACAAGGGAUUCUAUUAUGGGGAGUCAGGUGGUCACAGGGGCCUGGUCCCAGCCCACCUGCUGGAUCACCUUUCCCUCCAUGGAGAGUGAGCAAGGCUCCCGCCGGGGUGGUGGCCCCUGGCCACCCACGUCCCGCCAGAGGAGAAGCAAGCACUGGGACCCUAGCUCCAGCACCCCUCCUCACCUCCGUGAGCAAGCACUUGCUCCAAGCAUCAUUGUGGCAAACUGACGGCAGUCCCUGGGUGUCCCCUAGCCUCUGAGAGGAGCAGGGCUUAAGUCUGAACUGAGCUGUUGCCCCAAAGAAAACAGAACAAGCAGCCCGUGAGAGUCCAACAGGCUGUUUUGGAGUUGUCAGUGACCAUGACGGUGUUUGGAGAAGUGCCUUUUUCUGUGCUCAGUAUGCGUUUUCUCUAGGAAUUUCUUUAGGAGUUUCCUCAUCCAUUGCCUUGUAUGAAAGUCUCAAGAAAAGCGUGCCUCUUAAAAAAAAAAAAAGUGACCAGAAUGUUAUUUUUCUAUCUUUUGUUCAACCCCUCAUUAAAAUGUUCAUAGAAAAAAGAAAAAUAAUACUUU
Messenger RNA from Zalophus californianus (California sea lion), 5528 nucleotides. Its product is annotated as RIMS-binding protein 3A-like. Gene Ontology annotation, molecular function: protein binding. Gene Ontology annotation, biological process: fertilization; neuromuscular synaptic transmission; spermatid development. Lineage: Eukaryota; Metazoa; Chordata; Mammalia; Carnivora; Otariidae. The transcript has a single exon. Bases 132 to 5048 code for a protein of 1638 amino acids. Gene Ontology annotation, cellular component: nucleus; manchette. The record is from RefSeq and is a predicted model, not a curated record.